Cicer arietinum (chickpea) is the source of this 1666-nucleotide messenger RNA. Its product is annotated as probable receptor-like serine/threonine-protein kinase At5g57670. Gene Ontology annotation, biological process: protein phosphorylation. Gene Ontology annotation, molecular function: protein kinase activity; ATP binding. The record is from RefSeq and is a predicted model, not a curated record. Lineage: Eukaryota; Viridiplantae; Streptophyta; Magnoliopsida; Fabales; Fabaceae.
AUUCAGCUAAAUUAACCAAAUUCAAUUCAAAAGCAUUUAAAUAGAGUAGAUUAUAGAGUCACCCUAUUCAAACCAUAUCCACGCCACAUUAAUUCAUUUUUUUCUUUUCUAUUGACACUCUAAGUUUCAUUGCUAUUUAUUAUUUAUUUUUUGGUACAAGUUUCAUUGCUAUUUCUAUCUCUUAAAAAAAUUAUUGUACAUAUUCAAGAGACAAAGCAUUUAAACUCUCCCUAGUACAAACACACACAUAGACAUGGAUCUUCUUCAAACUACAACACCUUGAGCCAACAAAUCAUAGGUUAUUGUCUCUAUGUUUGUUAGACUUAAACACAAAACACAGUGUUAGGAUUUUAUUUGUCCUAUGUUCUGUUCUUCAUGAAACAGAGUCCUCUGUUUUAUAUUCACUGUGAUGAGGUACAUUCCGACAAAAAGCUUAAAGAGGCUAUUUUCCUUGAGAAAAAGAGGUUCAAAAGAACAUGUUUUGAGUUCAAAAAAUAAAGAAAAUGAUGAGAGCUUCAAGAAUCUUCAAAAUGAAGAACCUUGUCAGAAACCCACUUGGAAAUGUUUCUCUUAUGAAGAGUUGUUUGAUGCCACCAAUGGCUUCACAUCAGAAAAUAUGGUUGGAAAAGGAGGGUAUGCUGAAGUUUACAAGGGAACAUUGAAAAAUGGGGAGGAAAUUGCAGUGAAGAGAUUAACAAGAACUUCAAGAGAUGAAAGAAAGGAGAAAGAGUUUUUAACAGAGAUUGGCACAAUUGGUCAUGUUCACCAUUCCAAUGUUUUGCCUCUUCUAGGAUGUUGUAUUGACAAUGGACUUUACUUUGUUUUUGAGUUAUCUUCAAGAGGUUCUGUUUCAUCUAUUCUUCAUGAUGAAAAGUUACCUCCUUUAGAUUGGAAAACAAGACAUAAAAUAGCUAUUGGAACUGCACGUGGACUUCAUUACUUGCACAAAGGUUGCAAGAGGAGAAUAAUUCACCGAGAUAUCAAAGCAUCAAACAUUUUAUUGACAAAAGAUUUUGAACCACAGAUAUCUGAUUUUGGAUUAGCAAAAUGGCUUCCAUCUCAAUGGACUCAUCAUUCAAUUGCCCCAAUAGAAGGGACAUUUGGACAUUUGGCACCAGAAUACUAUUUGCAUGGAGUAGUGGAUGAGAAAACAGAUGUAUUUGCCUUUGGUGUAUUGUUGUUAGAAGUUAUUUCUGGCAGGAAACCAGUGGAUACUUCUCACCAAAGCUUACAUAGUUGGGCUAAACCAAUUUUGAACAAGGGUGAAAUAGAAGAGCUGGUAGAUGUAAGGCUUGAAGGUGCUUAUGAUGUGACACAGUUAAAAAGACUUGCCUUUGCUGCCUCUCUCUGCAUCAGAGCAUCUUCCACUUGGAGACCUACCAUGACUGAGGUGUUGGAGAUAAUGGAGGAGGGAGAGAUGGAUAAAGACAAAUGGAAAAUGCCAGAGGAAGAAGAAGAACAAGAAGAAGAGUUCUGGGGUUUUGAGGAUUUAGAAUAUGAAUAUGACAGUUCCUUUUCAAUGUCUUUAAUUGAUUCAAUUGAAAGUAAUUAAUUAGGAUAAAAAAUAAAUGAGUGCAUGCAAUUUUCAGUUAACAUGUGUAUAUAUAUACAUGUCUUAACUUUACAGAUAAAUAAUAAUUGAGGGAUUGUGGUGCAUUGUUACUUA